CGCCCCAGGUCUAUGCCAAUAACGCAUACAUGGUCAGGGUUGCUGAGUCCGGCUGCGCUAGGAAAUUGCGCAGAUUGCGGCGGCCUGACGCUGCCUGCAGAGGCCGAGGUUGGACGCCGGGGAGCUGCAACAUCCAGGGGACAGCAUGCCAACUGCCAAGCAACUAGCUGACAUUGGCUACAAGACCUUCUCUACCUCCAUGAUGCUUCUCACUGUGUACGGGGGCUACCUCUGCAGUGCCCGAGUCUACCACUAUUUCCAGCGGCGCAGCUCCCGGCGCCAGGCUGCAGAAGAACAGAAGACCUCAGGAGUCCCGUAGAACCGGGGGGCUAUUUUCCUUGAACAGAGAGGCCUGAGGCAUGCUGUGGAACGAUCUCACCUGCACUCGGUUCCAAGUCAAGAGAACUAGGGCCUUAAUGGUUUCCAAAUCCUGCUGAGAAAAAGCGCCCAUGUUUUCUCUGAUACUCCAUCUUGGGGAGGCUGUUGAAUCACAACAGGAAUGGGAGGAUAAGGCAGACAUUAAAUAUUUUGCCGUGUC
Messenger RNA from Prionailurus viverrinus (fishing cat), 538 nucleotides. Its product is annotated as cytochrome c oxidase assembly protein COX14. The transcript has 2 exons. Lineage: Eukaryota; Metazoa; Chordata; Mammalia; Carnivora; Felidae. The coding region runs from base 146 to 319 and encodes 57 amino acids. Gene Ontology annotation, biological process: mitochondrial respiratory chain complex IV assembly. Gene Ontology annotation, cellular component: mitochondrion. The record is from RefSeq and is a predicted model, not a curated record.